Molecule: messenger RNA, 303 nt
Organism: Trichoderma asperellum CBS 433.97
Lineage: Eukaryota; Fungi; Ascomycota; Sordariomycetes; Hypocreales; Hypocreaceae
Source: RefSeq, a predicted model, not a curated record
AUGCCGACCGUCCGCGUGCCAUUGGAUGGAGAAGUUGGAGCUAGCUGGUUCUUGGGUCCGACGGGCCAAUCAGCGCGAGGCACAUCUCAGCGCGUUAUCAAAAACGGGCUUGUCUGGGGGAGCAACCCCAGUUUUCUCCAGUUCCCCGACUCCAACAUGGCACUGUCCUCGGGGGUCCCGACCGUCUAUCGCGCAUGGAGAUGCUGUCUAGUUAAGUUUAUCAGGAACUCGCCCCCGGUCCCCAGUGCCGGUAGUCUGACGCCUUUAAGCAUUUGGCUCCCGGUCCCGGUUCCGGUCCUCUAA